AUGUCCACUAGCAACGAUAAUUUCACAAAAUCCGAAGCCGAUUAUUUGGAAAACGUCGUCAAGAUACUAAAAUGGACAGAAGAAUGGACUGCUCAACUUCGAGACCAAUUGGAAGCCGGCCAGCAACCAAAUAUGACAGUGACAGAAUUAUUAGCAAGCUUCUUCGGCACCGAUCGGAACGGAAAUCCCUACCCGCUCACAAAUUUUACGGCUUGUAUGACACCACCAAACACUCUAAAAUAG
Molecule: messenger RNA, 243 nt
Organism: Caenorhabditis bovis
Lineage: Eukaryota; Metazoa; Nematoda; Chromadorea; Rhabditida; Rhabditidae
Source: the annotation of a GenBank genome assembly